CACGCCGCAGGCCCGCGCCGCCUCGGUGCCGGUCCGGGUCAUGGUGACCGCCUCGCAGAGCUCGCCGCCCUCCUGGCAGGGCAAUAAGCCGCACGUGGAGGAGGUCGGGGAGUGGGUGGCGGUGGGCACGGCCCUGGCGCGCGUCACGGCGUCCUCACCGUCGGCCCUCCACUACUCGCUGACGGGCGGGAAUGAACACAGCGCCUUCGUCAUCAGCCCCGCCUCGGGGGUGGUCAGCGUGGCCACGCCCCUGGACUACGAAACCACCUCCUGGUACAACCUGACCAUCACGGCCACCAACCUGGCCGGGGUGUCCCGCAGCACGUGGCUGGGCGUGACGGUCCUCGACGAGAACGACUGGUGGCCGGAGUGGGAGCGACUUUCAUACCACGGCAGCGUCCUGCAGACCGCCGGCCGCGGCGCCCCCGUGCUGGCCGCCCACGCCCACGCCCAGGCCAGCCCCAGCCAGCUCACGGUGACCGCCCGGGACCGUGACCAAGGCUACAACGGCAGAGUGACCUACACCAUCGUGGAGAAGGACAUCACAAAGUUGUUUUCAAUCAACCGACACACAGGAGCUGUGUGGGUGUCUGGCAGCCUGGACACAGUGGCCGGCACCACGGUGAGGCUGAGUGUGUGGGCCACGGACGGGGGCAGCCCCCGGCGGGAGUGUGUGGCGCCCGCCCCAGUCUUCAUCACGGUGAGGGAGGUGAAGGCUGCCCCAAUGGCCUUCCCCAAGACCCACUACUCAGCCGUCCUCUACCUGCCAACCUACCCUGGUGUGAGGGUGUUCUGCCUGGGCCGGGAGGAGCAGCCACGCCACCACGUGGAUGUGAAUGAUAUCACCGAUAUUUCAUAUUCCAUCGCUGCCGGUGACGACAGAGAAAACUUUGUGUUUGACAACGUGAACAAGUGUGUCAAGGUCCAGGACCAGUACAGCCUCAAGCCUCAGUACAACCUCACCCUCCAGGCCAGCGACGGGGCCGCCUCGUCCACGGCAACAGCAGAGAUUAUAAUUGAUGAAGCGCCGCUGUCUACUCUGGUCUUCACUCAGGACCAGUACUGGGCCAACGUCAUUGAGAACUCCACUAAGGAGAUGAAUGUUGCUGCCCUGGGAGUGAAGGGUCAGCCGCUCAACCAUCACGUCCGCUACUCAAUUCUCAACUCAAACAUUAAAUUUGAAAUCCACCCGACCGCUGGCGUCAUCAAGACCACCGGCAAGUCCUUUGACCGGGAGGCAGAGGACCACUACACGCUGGUGGUGGAGGCGCAGGACAUUGAGGGCACAGCAAACGUGGCCCAUGUGCUGGUCCACGUGGCGGUGAUGGACGUGAAUGACAACGAGCCGGUGUUCCUCAACCAGCCCUUCCACGCCCUGGUGUCCACCGUGUCUCCGCGCAGCCACGUGGUCACUAAGGUGAGCAUAAGAGCCCAAGCAGAUCUUUUUUGUCAGACACAUGCCGGGCAUAACUUGUGCUCUCCAUAAAGUAGUAGGUUCCUCCAUGAUCAAGCAGUGAACCUUUGC
Eriocheir sinensis (Chinese mitten crab) is the source of this 1525-nucleotide messenger RNA. RefSeq names its product protocadherin Fat 1-like. The record is from RefSeq and is a predicted model, not a curated record. Gene Ontology annotation, molecular function: calcium ion binding. The transcript is spliced from 4 exons. The coding region runs from base 41 to 1486 and encodes 481 amino acids. Lineage: Eukaryota; Metazoa; Arthropoda; Malacostraca; Decapoda; Varunidae. Gene Ontology annotation, cellular component: plasma membrane. Gene Ontology annotation, biological process: homophilic cell-cell adhesion.